AUGGAGUUUGACGGAAGUGAUAUUUUUGAUUCUCAAGAUUUUUUAAUUGGAGAAGAACCUGAUACGGAAUUUCAAUUUUCUGAAGAAAAUGACAUCCAACCAUUGACUAAUCAAGAGGAAAUCAAUUCCGGUUCAUCAUCCGCUUCGUCGUCGAAUGCUGAGCAUUCCACGGCUGAUAAAAAUAAUGAUGAAUCGGUGCGUUCUAGGCUGGGUGACCUUGCUUCAAAUAAGGCAGGGUUACAAGGAGUCGACAAAGAAAAGAUUAAUCAAGUUAUCUAUGAAGCUUCAAAGGACUCAGCGUUUUAUCACAAUGAAGCCAGAAAGGAUGAGGCUCUAAAGCACAAAACCGAACAGCUAUUAAAAAAAUACGAAGCUCUCAGAAGACAAGAUUUAUCUAGUUUUGAUAAUAAAGUUAAUAAUUUGGUGCAAGCUAUGGAACGUAAGAGGGAUUUAUCUCGCAUAAUAGUACAUAUUGACAUGGACGCUUAUUAUGCAGCAGUCGAAGAAAGAGAUAAUCCUUCUUUGCGUGGCAAACCAAUGGCUGUUGGAAGUAAUUCUAUGUUGAGCACAUCGAACUAUGAAGCCAGACGUUAUGGUGUACGUAGUGCUAUGCCGGGUUUCAUUGCUAGAAAGUUAUGCCCAGAACUUAUUAUUGUUCCAUGUAAUUUCGACAAAUAUCAUGCAGUCGCGAAGCAAAUACGUGAAAUUUUUGCUCGUUAUGAUCCAAAUUAUACUCCAAUGAGCUUGGAUGAAGCAUACUUGGAUAUUACGGAAUAUCUUAAAACAACUGAUAAAACCCCUGAUGAAGCUGUUGAGCAAAUCCGUAAAGAAAUAUAUGAAGAAACAAAAUUGACAGCUAGUGCAGGUAUCGCCGCCAACAUGUUGUUAUCUAAAAUAUGUUCUGAUUUUAACAAACCAAAUGGGCAAUAUCGACUUCCAAAUAAUAUUAAUGAUAUCAUGAGAUUCAUUCGACCUCUUCCUGUUCGUAAAAUCCCUGGCAUUGGUCGAGUUACUGAGAGAAUUUUGAAGGAGUUAGACAUUAGUACAUGUGGUGCGAUGCUCGACACUAAACUCCGCGAACUAGUUGAUCAUUUGGCAGCUGACCUUGCUAAGGAAUACCUCCACGGAAAAACUAUUGCGUUAACAUUCAAAUCU
This is a messenger RNA of Cetraspora pellucida, 1155 nucleotides long. Lineage: Eukaryota; Fungi; Glomeromycota; Glomeromycetes; Diversisporales; Gigasporaceae. The record is from the annotation of a GenBank genome assembly.